Molecule: messenger RNA, 2211 nt
Organism: Kalmanozyma brasiliensis GHG001
Lineage: Eukaryota; Fungi; Basidiomycota; Ustilaginomycetes; Ustilaginales
Product: Velvet factor
Exons: 1
Coding region: 1-2211 (736 amino acids)
Source: RefSeq, a predicted model, not a curated record
AUGAGCUCAUCCGAAAGUCGCAAUGCGUCGUCCAACCCACCCGCGCCAGCUCGCAGCUCAGCCAUGUCCAAGACCGACGACAGCAGCUCCAGCCAGACGCCCGUCGGCGCCUCGGAGGGCAGCGUAGCGUAUCAGUAUGUCGCCGUCAAGCAGAUGACGUCGGCUCGCGAUCACAUCGAGUACCAAUUGACGGUGCGCGAACAACCAAAGCAGUCGAGGAUGUGCGGUGUAGGCGAAAAGGCCGAUCGAAGACCUAUCGACCCAGCUCCCAUCGUGCAGCUCCGCGUCAUCACCCACGACCGACCUAUCCAACAGUGUAACACAGUCGAAAGCGGGCCUGUAGCCCCACCCGUCGAGAGGAGGCCAGGUCACGGUCCCAAGGCACCAAAGGCGGCAGGCGUGCGACCCGGUCUGCCGGUUGCUACGGCGCUCGGCGAUGGAUGGGAGGAUAAGGCGUGGUAUCUGGAAAACCCGUACCUCUUCAUGUAUGCCAUGCUCUGCAACGCAGACACGGACGAGGAGCUGCAUCUGCUCAACGAUGGAAAGACGAGGUAUACGAGCGGAUCAUGCGUCUCUUGCCUCUAUCACCUCAAGGACAUCGACGGCUCGCAUCAAGGCUUCUUUGUCUUUCCCGACUUGAGCAUCCGUGUUGAAGGACGCUACCGGCUCAAGCUCUGCCUUUUCGAGACGAUCGGACAUUCGGUUCACCAUUGCAAGUCGAUCUAUUCGGAUCCCUUCCACGUCUACACAGCCAAGCGUUUCCCUGGAAUGGAAGAGUCGACACGGCUGUCCAAGUCGUUUGCUGAGCAGGGUCUCAAGGUGCGCGUCCGCAAGCAUCCACGCUCGCGUCGCCGAGGAUCCAAGAGGACCAAGGAGGACAGCGACGCUUCGGAAGAUACUCCGCUCGCGCGAGACCGCAGCCCCAAGCGUGCCAGAGCUUCCGACAUUCUUCCCGUUUCGGGCCUUCCAGUACCGCAGCCCAUUGCAUUCUCAAGAUUGCCCCACUCGUACGAUGCGCGCUUUGAACGCGCUGACUACGACCGAGAGGCGCUGAUGCGGCCCAUGCCAUACGAUCCACAUGCUCCUCUACCACGCAGUCGUGCUGCUUGGGAGCAAGAGCAGGCGAUGCGCGCCCGCGAUCCUCGCAGCUGGGAUCCCAGAUAUGACCAGGAGGUCUACGCUCGGCCUGGCCGAGAGGUGGACGAGCGCCAGCAGCUGCCACAUCGGGAAUUUGCUGACGCAAGAUAUAUGGACGAAUACUCGGCACGCAGCCGCGCCCCCGCUGUCCACCCGGGCAUGUCGGAUACCAUUCCAUCGGACUACCCCGACCAGGAUAGAUCGGCCUAUCCGCGCAACGAUGACUCAGCUCGAGCGCUGCAUCGGCCCCCUCCUGCGUCGACGCAGGGCCCACCAUCGUCAGCAUAUCCACCCUUUCCAGGCCGUGGCGGCCAUCUCGAGGCCGCUUCGCAAGGUCGGAACUAUCCGUCGGCCCCUGCGCCUAUGCCUCUGCCCCCCGCUCGCGUCCACUCUCGAGGCUACGGCCCACCCGACCACGCCGCUCACGACCCUGCCAGGGCCUACGACGACCACGGCGCUCCUCCACCACCUCGCCGUGACCCUCGCUACAGCGCACCCUACGACGCUCGCAACCGACCUCCUGGCCGCUUUUCACCAUCGCCCCCGCCUCCAGGUAGCAUCGACUACAACGGCCGUGGUCAUUAUCCGCCUCCCACACAAUGGCGAUCCGGACCGUCGAGCCCGCGUCUCGCCGACUACCACAGCGCACCGCAACGCUCACCCGUCCCCACUUCUGCUCGCGGGAUCGCCGCUCCCCUGCCGGCCUUUGUCGGCGAACCUGCCGGUCGAGGCUACCCACCCGCCGCGUACGAGUCUGGUCCCCCUCCAGGACGCAGCAGCCGAUCGCCCAACCCAUACACGCGCGAAGGCGACUCGGACCGCUUUGGUGCAGGCAUGCGACCCGUCCUUCCACCGCUCGAUCGUGAGCGGGAUCCAGCCUAUGGUGCCCAAGGAGAGCGGUACUUGCCCUCUCCCUCCGGCUACGCGGGCAGAGGCGAGGUCGAAGCGGAUUGGGAACGAGAGCGCGCCAUGCGCGCGGGUAGGCCAGUGCGGGAGGACGAGUAUAGAAACAGGGAAUGGGAGCCAAGAGCGCCGGCUAGGCCGCCAUCGGGAGGUCCACCUAGAGGCUAUUGA